GUUUUGUAGAAAUCACUAUUUUCCAAAAUGGCCGGCGAAGUGAUGCAAGAAAAUGCCAAAGAAGAAGAUAGUGAGAAGUCUGCAGGAAAAAUAAAGUUAGAGAAAUGGUUGAACAAAAGUAUGAAGAUCAAGAUGACAGAUGGGAGAACUUUAAUUGGAGUAUUUUUAUGUACAGAUAAAGACAGAAAUGUAAUAUUAGGCUCGUGUGAAGAGUAUUUGAGAUCUCCAGAUAUAGAAGACAGAGAAGAUCCAAGAAUAUUAGGACUUGCUAUGAUCCCAGGACAUCAGAUAGUCACUGUACAUAUUGAUGAAAAUGAUAAUAAUGAUCACGGAAUUUUGUGAUGAAAACAAAUAGUCAUAUAUAUUUUUCUUAAUUGAUAUUCUUGACACUUUAAAUAUGACAUGGUUUGGAAUAUCAAGCCAUCCUACAAAGAGAAGAAAUGUGUUGGAUUUUUAUUGUUGGUGUUGAAUAAUCACAACACAAUGCUUAUUUCUUUGAAACUGGAUGGACUUCGAAGAUGUGUUGCCUUACUCAUGGCCAAAUGACAGAGUUUUAGAAGACAUUUAUGAUUAGUGAUAUUUUUAUAUUAUUGUUCAAUAAAUUUAAGAAAUGCAG
Messenger RNA from Mytilus trossulus (common blue mussel), 616 nucleotides. RefSeq names its product N-alpha-acetyltransferase 38, NatC auxiliary subunit-like. Bases 28 to 342 code for a protein of 104 amino acids. Gene Ontology annotation, molecular function: RNA binding. The record is from RefSeq and is a predicted model, not a curated record. Gene Ontology annotation, cellular component: NatC complex. Lineage: Eukaryota; Metazoa; Mollusca; Bivalvia; Mytilida; Mytilidae. The transcript is spliced from 4 exons.